Perca flavescens (yellow perch) is the source of this 1269-nucleotide messenger RNA. It is a transcript of the gene dolpp1, whose product is annotated as dolichyldiphosphatase 1. The record is from RefSeq and is a predicted model, not a curated record. Lineage: Eukaryota; Metazoa; Chordata; Actinopteri; Perciformes; Percidae. Gene Ontology annotation, biological process: lipid biosynthetic process; protein N-linked glycosylation. Gene Ontology annotation, molecular function: dolichyldiphosphatase activity. Gene Ontology annotation, cellular component: intracellular membrane-bounded organelle; endoplasmic reticulum membrane.
CCGUUCACCAUUGGUUAGACAAGUGUCUGGGGCGUUUCACUGGGACUGCCCGGUUGUGUCCGGGUAAGAUGGCGUUGGAAGAGCAGUGCUCGGUACCACCUCAAUGGCGGUCCAUAUCUCUGACACACGUAGAGUUCCCGGAGGGUGAUCUGACGGGACAAGUGCUGGCCUACAUCAGUCUCUUACCCAUAGCAAUCCUUGUGGGUUUUGUUACACUCAUAGUGUUUAAACGGGAGCUGCACACGAUUUCCUUCUUUGGUGGGCUCAUCCUGAAUGAAGGGGUGAACUGGCUGCUGAAGCACAUUCUCAGAGAGCCGCGCCCAUGUGCAGGAGCUCACACAACUCUGCACACAGAGUAUGGGAUGCCCUCCAGUCAUUCCCAGCUUAUGUGGUUCUUUGUUGUUUACUUCUUUCUGUUCCUUUAUUUAAGAAUGCAUCAAACGAACAAUGCUCGAUGUGUGGACCUGCUGUGGAGACACAUACUGUCCAUCAUCCUGUUGGGCGUGGCCUUAUCAGUCUCAUACAGCAGGGUCUACCUGUUGUAUCACACCUGGAGCCAGGUUUUCUAUGGCGGUGUGGCUGGUAGUACCAUUGGCAUAAUCUGGUUCUUUUUCACACAAGAGGUGCUGACACCAUUAUUCCCCAAAAUAGCAGCGUGGCCAAUAUCAGAGUACUUCCUGGUGCGAGACACAAGCCUGAUCCCCAACAUCUUAUGGUUUGAGUAUACAGUGACCAGAUCAGAGGCCAGGAACAGACAACGAAAGCUUGGAACAAAACUUCAGUGAUCUACGCAGUUCUUCUGUGAAACUGGGUUCAGGACGACACGCACGCACACACUCAUGUACACACGCGCACACACACAUACAAACAAAUGCUCGACAAAAACACACUGGAGAACCAUAUUUUGGACUGACGUGGUUGCUAGGAGUAAAGGGCAAAAAACCGUUUACAGGUGGCGAAAGAGUGCCUGGACCUGUCCCGGAGCCUACAGCCUGAGCAAGUCCGUCCACACGCCUCCCCUUGUACAGCUUGCCCAAAAUGCUCUUCAAUGCAUGCAAGACUGUGCAAGAGGCAUACUAUUUAAUGAUAGAUUAAUAUAUAUAUUUUAACUAUAAGCGCACGCUGACUGUAACAGUGUACUGUAAGAGAUUCAUGGAGCCUAAAAAGGAGGCUUUGGUCAAGUUUCAAACAAAUUGGUUGACGUCAUUGCAGCAUGUAUUUAGUGAUUCCUUUUUUUUUUUUUUUUUUAUUCUGAUGAAUAGCUGGUGG